AUGAUACAGGUCUUGAGAACCAAUAGUUCCACUGAUUUUGUCCUUCCAGGGGACAAUUAUCCUUAUUGGUUAGCCUAUACAGGGAACGGUUAUUCAGUACCUUUUCAAGUUCCUGAAGAUAGUGAUUGUCGCAUGAAGGGAAUGAUGUUGUGUGUUGUUUAUUCAUCAACCCCUGAAAACAUGGCAACUCAAAGUCUUACUAGUGUCUUCAUCUUUAAUUACACAAAGUGCACCAUUCAGAUAUAUAAGCAAGCAACAACAAUGUCCUUCACUGAUGAAGAUUGGCAGGGUGCAAAAUCAAAUCUAGGACCUGGUGACAAUGUGGAGAUUUUUGUAGGUGUUGACCAUGGAAUCACUGUUAAGAAAACAGCAGUGUAUCUUAUAUAUGCUCAGUCAAUUACAAUGAGAAUAGAGCCACGUGAUCUGAGUGUGAGACUGUCACCUGAAUUGAGUCCACAACCAUUCACUUAUGCGGAAAUGGAGCCAUUAAAGAAGCCGAAGAAAAAUAUAUUUACAAAAAUUGUAAACGAAGUGAGAGUAUGUUUAUGCUUGAAGUAG
This is a messenger RNA of Sphenostylis stenocarpa, 558 nucleotides long. The record is from the annotation of a GenBank genome assembly. NCBI's taxonomy places the organism in Eukaryota, Viridiplantae, Streptophyta, Magnoliopsida, Fabales, Fabaceae.